AUGGAGGCCGACCCGAAAGCCGGCGAAGCGGCGCCGACCGUGCAGGACUUCCCUCUGUAUCUCGACCUCGGUAGUGGACUCACUGCCAAGCUCGAGGAACACGACUACGCCAUCCUCGUAGACCAUAGGCUAGAGUUCAACGCCCGUUGCUUGGGAUUCGGCAUCAACAUCGCACCGCUUCCAGGAGCACAUUGCAGCAUCGUUGUCAUCCUGUACCCCGGCGACCUGUUGAAGGGUGGGGGGGAGAAGAUCAGGACCUCGAUCCGGCACUUUGACCCGCAGACCGUGAAGCAGUGGCACCGCGACGAGGCGAUCCGCGUGCUGAAGUUUUUCCGGGCGGCGGUCCUGGCCGAGCUUGGGUGCGAUGGUAGGAAGUGGGAGUGGGCGAAGCCUUCCGAUGAAGAGGUGGAGGACAGGCUCGCCGACUGCGAUCAACCCGUUCGAGAUAAAGUGCCCGACGCCGUCCGGGACGGGGACGCGGGCUCCGGCCUGCUAGCAAUGAGCGCGUUGUGCUGGGUGGUGAGGAGGAUGGAUCUCCUGACCGGCGCCAUCCGUCGCAGUGAGACCAGCAUGGACAAGGUCAACGUUUCGGGGUUGAAGGGGCUGCGGAAUGGGAUGAUAACAUUCGUCAAGGAGCACGUCGCUCUCAAACGGUCGGGCCAUGUCGGAGUUGCUGCCGACGCCUGUGACGACGACGGCGAGGAGGCCCCUUUGGCAUCCACAGCAAUAGGUGUCGCCUACACCGUCGAUGAUGCGCGUGGGACUUCGAUCGGAGAGCCCGGAGGCGGCGUCGACAAGGAAGAUGAGGAGGCGGGAAGGGCGGUGACUGGGACCGCGGAGAAGAACCAGGAGGAUAACGAGGAUCAGGAAGAGGACCAUGAGGAUCGUGAGGAGGAGGAGGAGGAGGAGGAGGAGGAGGAGGAGGAGGAGGAGGAGGAGGAGGAGGAGGAGGAGGAGGAGGAGGACAAGGAGGACGAGGACGAGGAGGAGGAGGAGGAGGAGGAGGAGGAGGAGGAGGAGGAGGAGGAGGAGGAGGAGGAGGAGGAGGAGGAGGAGGAGGCGGAGGAGGCGGAGAAGCAGCAAGAGGGGGAGCAGGAGGAAGAGGUCGAGUGGGAGUUGGAGGAAAUGGAGGUGGAGUACGUAGAGGGAGCGGCGGAAACGGCUGGGAGGUCGGCAGAUGUUGUGAACAAGGGAGGGGAGGAUGCCGACGAGGAGAAAGUCGGCGUGGAGGAGGCUCACGGGGGGGGCGAAUCGUGGAAGGCGAUGAAGUCCUUCGCCGAAAAGGCGUCGACGUGGUUGGCGGAAAUCGACGGUCCGGAGGGAAGUAUGGCAGUUGAACGCGCAAAAGCGGUCGCCGCCUUGGGCAACCACGUGGAAGCGGUGGUGGACGAUGCGAAGCUGGGUUUGGAGGACUUCAUCUCGAAGCACCUAGCCGCCGCGCAGGCCAACAUUGCCGCCGCGGUAACUCGCACCAUCGCCGUGCCGCCGCCGCCCCCGCCGCAGCCCACGCCAGCCUUCCCGGACGAGCUCAUGAAGUCGUUCAAGGCGGACGUGUUGAAGGCGGUGACGGAGGCCACCCAGCAGUCGUUUGUUGCGUCCGGGUUAAAGCUCAUGACCGAGGUGAUCGGCAAUGUGGCGGCUGGUCGGCGUGCGUCGUCGCCGUCGGCCAAUGACGCCGAUCCCGCGCAACGAAGGGAGGCCGACAAGCAGGGCCGGAAAAGGGCGGGCGGCGGAGAUGAUGCAGGGAGCGUGAAGCGGAGCAAGGGAGCCGAUGGAGGCCGCGGCGUCGGCGCGGUGGGUCCAGGCGGCUCGCGGACUCGAGGUCAGAGCGUGGUCGACCAGCUCAAGAAGAACGGGGCCAAGGUGAUAAGGUCGCACAGCAAGGGCGAUGGAAUCGGGAGUGCAGAUGGGGGCCAUGCCGACGAGGUUGCCGCACAAGACGGCGGGAAAGGCUUGAGCGACAAGGAGAUCCCAACCGCUCAAACGGCAAUAGAUGGCGGCGCCAGAACCGUCAAGGGACCGUCUGUCGGGGUCGCGGGGACCACGUCGAUUCCCCGAAAACCCCCUGCGGCUAGCAGCGCGCCGGUCGGCCCGUCAGCCGCCAACAACGAUGGGCCGGCCCUUGUGGCUACUCCAGCUGCAGUGGGCCCGUCUGCCGCCAAGGGCGACGCGAAGGAUGCUGCGGCUAACCGCGACGGUCCGUCCGCCUCUAAGGUGCCCGCAGCGGCGAACGCGCUCAGGGAAAUGCUCCACCGCAUGGAGGCCCAUCGCAAGGACGUGCAGCAGCCUCCCUUGGUCGAUGCCGCCCCCGCCGAAGCAGCACGCCGCACGGUCACUCCGCAGGUCGCCGCCACAACGCCCAGUGCCCCACAUACCGCGCCUCUGGUCGCCGCCCAUCCAACUGCGGACCCAAAGUCCGCAUUGCUUCGCGCUCGGUUAGGCGCACGUAGUGCGGCAGCGCCAGCACAGACUCGGUCGGAAGCCGGCUCAAGCGCGACGCCGACGUCGGUAAACGAGGCGGCGGAGAAGGGCGUGAGGGCAGCGCUAGCCACCGGCGGCGGAGCCGUUGACCAUGCACAGGCGUCGAUAGGCCACAACGACGCCGACAUCGCUGCCAUCCAGAACCUGUUGGAAUCGGUAAAACGCCCCGGGCACCCCGCUGCUCUGGCCAUCUCGGACACGGCGCAUGUGGAGCCCUUGGCGAAUCCCCCCGCUGGUUCAGCGGAGCCAAAGACGACCACUGAUGCUGUCGGCGAUGGAGAGUCGAAACGGAAGGGGAAGGCCGACACAGUGAAAGGGAGGGCGAGCUCUCAGAGGAAAACACGGGCGAUGUCGGCCGAGACAGGGAGGGAUAAGGCGAAGGAGAAGUCGGUGGAGAAAGGGAAGGAGAAGGCGGAGGAGAAGGAGAAGGAGAAGGAGAAGGAGAAGGCGGCGGAGAAGGAGAAGGAGAAGGCGGCGGAGAAGGAGAAGGAGAAGGAGAAGAAGGAGAAGGAGGAGAAGGAGAAGGAGAAGGAGGAGAAGGAGAAGGAGAAGGAGAAGGAGAAGGAGAAAGGACGGAAGGGUCAUGGCAUCCGCCACGACAACUCGGGCGACGGUCUUGGGUGGGUGGGCGAGAUUAAGGUGCUCGGCGCUAAUCGAUACAUCGGCAAAUCGCGCGAGAAGAUGGAGCUGGCGUACUUGCACUCGAUUGCGUACAUCGUCUACGACGGCUACGUCAGCAAGGUCCUCAUGGCCGAGCUCACCGGCUUGGAGGAAACCGAGUUGGAGAAGUGGAGGAUGGUGUGGGAGGAGGUCAAGAUUUUGCCGACAGGGAUGUGGACGGUGAUAUGGGCACGGGGCGCGUACCUUCAAAAAACACGGUUCGAUGACAUUCUCGGCCAGUAUCGAGCGUACAAGAGCUCAGGCGAUGCGCACCACGACGCGCUCUUGCCGGCGAUCUGGUUCCCCGUCGAUGCCGUCACAAAGGAAGGCCAGGAGAAGUCGGAUGCUAUGAUGUCGGCCAUGAUAGGUCGCGUGUCCAUGUGCGCUGCGUAUGGGAAGGUCGCUGCGAGCGCGGCGAGGAAGGAGGGAGACACUGAUGAGAAGACGGCGAUUGCGGCACAGGCGUUAUCGGCCUCCGCUUGCGCCGUGUGGUGCUUAGUCGAGAACGACGACGCCCAGGUGGUCGAUGCUGUGGGCGAAGGGAAGGCGGCGGCGAUGGUGGUCGGUGCGAGCGAGAAGACCGCCGGUGUCUUCAAGGAGGUCAUGCAGGCGGUGCUGGAGGCCGAGAUCGACCGGGAGCAACCCUUGGGGGAGGUUGCGCACAACGUCGCGCCGGCGCUGCAGAGUCUCGCUCUGCACCGGGUCUACCCGGGGGUGGAUCAUGAAGUCGAAGCCGACGUGAUUGCUAGAGCGACAGUGGAGACAUUGGCGUUCUGGGGAAUGUGCCCCGUCGCCGGCCCGAAACUCGAAAAGAUCGGCAUCGCGGUGCCGUGUGACGCGCAGAUGGAGUACGACAUUGAACACAGGGGGAGGAAGGGGCAGAGAGGCAAGCAGGGCAAGGACAGCACGGGGAAGAAGGGGAAGAAGGGCAAGAAGGGCAAGGACAGCACGGCGGCGUAG
Molecule: messenger RNA, 4101 nt
Organism: Closterium sp. Naga37s-1
Lineage: Eukaryota; Viridiplantae; Streptophyta; Zygnematophyceae; Desmidiales; Closteriaceae
Source: the annotation of a GenBank genome assembly